Molecule: messenger RNA, 817 nt
Organism: Humulus lupulus (European hop)
Lineage: Eukaryota; Viridiplantae; Streptophyta; Magnoliopsida; Rosales; Cannabaceae
Product: protein PELPK1-like
Exons: 1
Coding region: 74-562 (162 amino acids)
Source: RefSeq, a predicted model, not a curated record
ACAAAAAAAACUCCCCCCUAAAUACAUUAUUGACAUAUCCAACACAAGUACUCUUCUUUUUUGUCAUCAAACCAUGGCUUUUCUCAAGCUUUCCUCUGUUCUAUCAAUGAUCAUAGCCUUAUCACUCUCAGCCCAUCCAAUUUUGGCAACUCGCCACCUUUUAGACACCCCGGCAGCCGCCCCGCCUCCUGCAUUGCCCAAAAUUCCUUCUCUUCCCAACCCCACAUUGCCUCCAUUGCCCUCAGUCCCACCACUGCCUAAACCAAAUAUGCCUCCUAUGCCUGCUAACCCUUUGCCUACUCUUCCAACUCCUCCAACUUUGCCAAAGCCCAACAUUGCUCCAUUGCCCUCAAACCCUUUGCCAACUCUUCCAACUUUGCCAAAGCCCAAUGUGGCUCCAUUGCCAUCUAACCCUUUGCCUGCACUUCCCACCAACCCAGCCAAUAAUAUUCCCUCAAUUCCUAAGGUAACACUUCCUCCUCUCCCCUCUAUCCCAACAACAAUGCCUUCAAUUCCCACCAUUCCAAAAUUUCCAUUCUUCUCUCCUCCACCAUCAAAUUGAAGGGUUGACUAGAUACUAGGGAUGGAUCUGGGCUUCAUUUGCCCCUUCUAUCUAUGAUCUUGCAUACAAUUGAGUGAUUUAAAUUAUGUUUUUGGAUUGUGUUCUGUUUUAUUUUUGUUUUAUUUUUUGCCUCAGUUUGAGGAUGUCAUUUUUUUCUAUUUUGGUUUGGGGUUUGGUUAUGUAAUGUAUACCACUUACAGAUUAGUUGUAUUUUUGUUAUUGUACUACGAAUAAAAAUUAUUGAUUUGUUGGUUA